GACCGAAAGCUGAACCGGAAUCUUCGUCGGUGUAAGGACGCCCCCGGCGUGGUGGUAGGCAUGCCAAAGAAAGGUAGUAGGAUGCCAAAGAAAUUAAACAUGACCUGGGAGGUGCAAUAAUAUCGUUUGUGAGUCUAAAGCCGAGUGGUGGACCGUUGCCCUUUCUACCAUCCAAGGUGGUGCGCGGAGGCUCUAUUAAGGGGUCUUAGUUUCGCGUUGUGGGAGCGGAAUCAGAUUGACCUAGGUCCUGGCUUCCUGGGAUAAAAUAGUUCCUAUGAAGGAAGGAAGUGAAGGUACAAAGAUCAACACUGCAUCCUUGACCAGAGACCUUGAACUAGAGCUUCAGAAAAGAGCCCAGAAUCAACAAGAGCAGAUAUUAAACUUUCUGACGCUAAGGGCCCCAGAAAAUGUCCAAGUCCCAAGGCUCAGUGUCAUUGAAGGAUGUGGCUGUGGUCUUCACGUGGGAGGAGUGGCAGCUGUUGGACCCCAUUCAGAAGAGCCUGUAUCAAGAUGUGAUGUUGGAAAACUACAGCAACCUAGUUUCAGUGGGGUAUCAAGUUACCAAAGCAGAUGCAUUCUACCAGUUGGGACAAGGACCACCAUGGAUAACAGAGGAAGAAAUCCAGAGUCAAAUUCAUCCAGAUGACACCGGGCAAGUGGAGAGGCAUACAGACUGGCAUCAAGAAAAGGAAGGCAGCCUUGAAACUAUGGAGAGUCACCACAUAAAUAAUCCAUUUAGAAAAAUACUGUCUCUCAGCUUAAACUUUGAUAUCCCUUUAGCACAAAGAUCCCACACAUUGGACAUACUUGGGCAACAUUUGAAACCUAAAGCAGAGUACAUUCUUCAGAAUAAAAGCUAUGCAAGAAACGAAGUGCGAUUUAAUGGCUACGACCAAGUAGUUCUUUAUACCAAGCAUGAGAAAAUUCAUACUGGAGAAAAAUACAAUGAAUUUAAUGAGCAUUUAAAGGCUUUCGGCCAUGAGCCACAGCUCACUAAACACUGGAAGACUCGAGCAGGAGAGAAACAGGGUAACUGCAGUGACUGUGGGAGAGUCCUUUCCCAGAAGUCAGACCUGGUUAAGCGUCAGAGAACCCACACAGGAGAGAAGCCCUCCGGUUGCAGUAGAUGUGAGGAAGCCUUCACCCGGAAGUCCCACCUCAUUCUACAUCAGAGAACCCACACAAGAGAGAAACCCUAUGAAUGCCGUAAAUGCGGGAAAGCUUUUCCCGAUAAGUCCCGCCUUAAUGAACACCAGAGAACCCACACAGGAGAGAAGCCCUACAGGUGCGGUGAGUGUCAGAAGAGCUUCAGCGAUAAGUCACAGCUCACCUCCCACCAAAGAACCCACACAGGAGAGAAGCCCUACAGGUGCGGUGAGUGUGAGAAGAGCUUCGGCAACAAGUCACAACUCAUCAUCCACCAGAGAUCUCACACGGGAGAGAAACCUUACGGUUGCAAUGAAUGUGGGAAAACGUUCCCCCUUAAGUUUAGCCUCAUUUUACAUCAAAAAACUCAUACGGGGGAAAAACCCUAUGGAUGCAGUGACUGUGGGAAAGCCUUCAUCCAGAGAUCUGAGCUCAUUAGACAUCAGAGAACUCACACAGGAGAGAAACCUUAUCAUUGCAGUGAGUGUGGGAAAGGCUUCAGUGUAAAGUCACGUCUCAAUACUCACUGGAGAACUCACACAGGAGAGAAACCCUAUGGGUGCAAUGAAUGUGGAAAAACGUUCUCCAUCAAGUUUAGUCUCAUCCUACACCAGAGAACACAUACGGGCGAGAAGCCCUAUGAAUGCAGUCAGUGUCAGAAAGCUUUCACCCAGAAGUCACACCUCACUAUCCACCAGAGGUCUCACGCCGGAGAGAAACCUUAUGAGUGCAGUGAAUGCCACAGAGCCUUCAGCCGGAAGUCCUAUCUGCUCACUCACCAGAGAAUUCACUCAGGAGAGAAACCAUAUGAAUGCCGACAGUGUGGGAACAAGUUCAGCCUUAUUAUAUAUCAGAGAAUCCAUGCAGGAGAGAAACCCUAUGGAUGCAGUGAAUGUGGGAAAACGUUUCCUAUCAAGUUCAGCCUCGUUUUGCAUCGGAAAACACAUACAGGAGAGAAAGCCCAUGAAUGCGGCGAAUGUCAGAAAUCUUUCGCCCGGAAGUCACAUCUUACUAUUCAUCAAAGAACUCACACAGGGAAGAAACCUUAUGGAUGUACCCAUGAAUGUCCUGAAUGUGGGAAAGCCUUCCUCAAGAAGUCUCACCUCGCAGAACAUAAGAGAAUUCAUACAGGAAAGAAACCCCAUGGAUGUGGUGUAUGUGGGAGAACCUUCCCCAAAAAGUUCAAGCUCACUGAACAUCAGCGAAUUCACAAAGGAGAGAAACCCGAUGAGUGCUGUGAGUGUGGGAGAGCCUUCCUCAGGAAAUUUCAGCUCACUGAACAUCAGAAGACUCACACAGGAAAUAAACCCCAUGGAUGCAGUGUAUGUGGGAAAGCAUUCUCCAGAAAGUUCAAGCUGACUGAACACCAGAGAACUCACACAGGAGAGAAACCUUAUGAAUGUACUGACUGUGGCAAAGCCUUCUGCAGGAAGGCAGAACUCAUUAUACAUCAGAGAAAUGAAAGAGGAGAAAGGCCCCAUCAAUGCAGUGAAUGUGGAAAAGAUUUUGCCAGAAAAUCACAACUCAUUCUACAUCAGAAAACUCAUACAGGAGAGAAAUCUUAUAUAUGCAGUGAAUGUGGAAAAGGUUUCAUUCAGAAGGGCAAUCUCCUUAUACAUCAAAGGACUCAUACUGGAGAGAAACCCUACGGAUGCACUGACUGUGGUAAGGCCUUCAGCCAGAAGGCGUGCCUCAUAGCACAUCAGCGAUUUCAUACAGGAAAGACGCCCUUCGUAUGUACUGAAUGUGGAAAAUCCUGUUCACAGAAAUCAGGACUCAUUAAGCAUCAGAGGAUUCACACAGGAGAGAAACCCUAUAAAUGCAAUGACUGUGGCAAGGCCUUCACUACAAAGACCAUGUUCACUGUCCAUCAAAGAACCCAUACAGGAGAGCGACCCUAUGGGUGCAGUGAAUGUGGGAAAGCUUUUUCCACGUCAUGCCUUGUUAAACAUAAGAGAAUACACAUAAGAGAAAAACGUGUAGAUUCAAUGAAGGUUGAAUAUCCUUCCACAGAGGGUCACAGUUUAUUAGACACUAGUGAAUUCAUGCAGGGGGAAAGCCCUGUUCAUACAGCGACUGCGCAGAUGCCUUCUGUGAUCCCUCAGACCUCAUUAAACAUCAGUGGGCUCCUCGCAGAUAGGAAUGCGGUCCUAGGGGGACAGCCAGUUGGUAGAUGUGCACCCUCAGGAAAUAACAGAGAAUUUGUACAGGAGAGAAACCUUAUGAAUGCAGUGAAUGUGGUUGUGCCUUCAGUGGUCAAUUACAUCUUAUUUUGUGUCACAAAAAACACCUAGGAAAGAACUGGUACAUUCAAUUUGGAAAAUGCUUGAGCAAUAAUGUCUAGCUGAUUAUAUGGUUAUAUACAAACAGAAAGCCCAUGAAUGCAGAGACGAGGAAAGCUGUGUUGUAGAAGACUGACCCUGUCAUCAGUGGUCACCAUAGCUCAUCAGGGAGCUUAUAGUGAGUGGAGACAUGGCAAUAGUGGGAAAGUCUUAAUAUGUGUCAGUUCACACUGAGGAGAAACAGAAGGCAGUGAACGUGGGGGCAACUGGGUGACUCGGUUGGUUGAGAUCCAACUUCUGCUCAGGUCAUGAUCUUACAGUUUGUGAGUUCA
This is a messenger RNA of Suricata suricatta (meerkat), 3760 nucleotides long. Its product is annotated as zinc finger protein 84-like. The record is from RefSeq and is a predicted model, not a curated record. NCBI's taxonomy places the organism in Eukaryota, Metazoa, Chordata, Mammalia, Carnivora, Herpestidae. Gene Ontology annotation, biological process: regulation of DNA-templated transcription.